Molecule: messenger RNA, 2441 nt
Organism: Coccinella septempunctata (seven-spotted ladybird)
Lineage: Eukaryota; Metazoa; Arthropoda; Insecta; Coleoptera; Coccinellidae
Exons: 10
Coding region: 172-2403 (743 amino acids)
Source: RefSeq, a predicted model, not a curated record
AAACUUUUUCGUAUUUCUUUGUAUAAUUAAAAUUAAGCCAGAUAUUGAACCAAAUCAAGAGAGCCAUAACCAUGGCGACAUCAUAACAAUUCCUCAACCUGCAUUAUGAUUGUUCUUAUUUUUGAAAAUGCUGUGUUACUUGAAAAUGCAUGAAUAAAAUCGUUGAAUAUAAUGUCCAGGCACGUUGUAACAUUGACCAAAUGGAUUCCUUUGGAUAUUUGCGAUAAAAAUGAGCUUUUCAUCGGAUGCAAAGAACUGAAAAGAGACGCAUCCAAUUUGCUUUAUAGAAUAAGCAAUUUCUCGCAAAAUAUUCAAUCCAAGAGCCAUUCGAAAAUGCUACAACAUUUGAUUGAACACGAUUUAGAUUUUCAAGAGUUGGAAGAUAUUUGUGAUACGAUGGAUGUGAUCCAGGGAAAAUACAGUAAUAUUUUCCCUCAACUGAAUCGUGGCAGAGAUAGUUUUAUUGAGGAGAAAAUGCAUAUUUGGAAAGAUAUAUUGUGGAAAUUGAAGCUGAAGAUUUGUUAUAACAUACAGCAAGUUGUCGUAGAUACUGGACACCUUUUCGUUUACUUUGGCAACAAGAUUCUGGAACUAGUUAUGAGACUCUGUAAAAUUUACAACACUCUUUUAACGAUGAAUCAGAAAUAUUCCAUGAGGAACGACAUCAGUAUCUGCGGAAAUACCUGUCCAAAAUUACUGUUUCCGUUGAAAAAAAUGUCGGUUACAAGAUUGCUGCAGAUUUUGGCCAUAAACAGGGCGGAAGUAUGUUGUCACAAAUUGAUUGAUUGCCUCUUGGAGACUUACAAAAAUUUCGAAGGUUCCCUUGAGGAAGACGACGGUAGCGAUAAUUCCAGUAUUGAAAUUUACAGGGCUUUGACCAAGCAUAUGUCGCUUCCUGAAGACGAUAACAACGAUAAUAAGCAUGAGAAGUUGGUGAAUAGAUGGAGCGACGAGACAUUUCUGAAUAUGGAAAAAUUAUUAUCGUACGAAGAAAAAAACGUAGAAGAUUUACUGGAAACUGCUGCUUGCAUUGUACCGUCGAUGCUGGGGUCAGAAGGAAUCCGAAAAUCGAAAAAUACAGGGACAUCCAAAAUUAAUAAGAAGGCGAAAGCCAAGGUACUGGAGUAUUACGAGGAAAUUUUAUGGGGCGAGGUGGCCAAUUACCUGGAGCACAUUGUUUUGUGGUGGGCGCCAAGCCCACUGGCUCUGAGAGUUCCACAUUCUAGCCAGCACCUGAGGGAGUGGAUCUUGCAGUUCAUUCCUACUGCCGAUAUUCCCCCAGUCAUAUCUUCCGCCCUCACCAGUCUGGCCGACGCUUUAGGUGUUCACGUGACUUCUACAUCCUGGGAUCAAAAUUUCCGAUUGGGUUUAGUGGCUUCCGCUGGAAAGGAUAAUCUGGAGACGGGAGUAUUGAUGAAGGAUACCUUGGAAGAUCUGGUGGAUUUAUGCAAUCAAUGUGAAGCUACCCCAGACUGGAUAGUCGGAGCUCCACUCGAAGAAAUUCCGAUUGUCGAACAAAUUCCUGUGCUUCACAGGUUAGAUCACACAGUGCAUACCAUAAGAUUAUGGGCUAUAAAUGAGAGCAAAAAAUACGCUCACAGCUGGAAUGUCGCCGCAUUCUUCAAGAUAGUCUGUAAAGAUAUAGCUCUAUGGCUUUCUCAUCUGGAUAUACUCAGACUUCAAGAUCACACGUUGACCAUAGAAAAAGGGGGUCUUGGGGAACAUGUACGAGUUUGCUCUCUUAUGAGGGCCAAAUUGGUUUCUGAAGUGAGAGAGAAUAUUCGGAAAUUGAGGAAUACGACUGCAGAAUGCAUCGAAAACCUCGCUUCUAUAUGUCGUAUAAUCUGUUUGGCCAUCUUGAAAAUGAUAUUUCCUCCACCAUCUUACUGGAGAAAUGAGAAAACUCUACCUCCUGUAACAAGCAGAUAUGUCGAUAAAUAUCUCAACCAGAUAAUGCUUCCUGUUUUGGUAGCAUCGGACGAUCACUUGGUCACAAAUAUGAUAUUGAAACUGGUAUGCGAAUCAUGGCUGGAUCAUAUCUACAUGACCAAAAUAAUAUUCUCUCAUGGUGGCGCAAUCCAGCUCCUUCAAGAUUUCGCCCACGUGAAAAUUUGGAUUGAUGGUUGCGCCAUCAUCGACAACAAAAUGAAGAAGAGGAUGGUGAAGAACGAGAUUCUCCGGAGGUGCGAGGGUGUUGGUAAAUUGUUGCUCAGAAGACCAGGAGAACACAUAAAAAUGAAUGAUAAGAAACAUGAAAAACAGGACCGGAAUCCACCUGAAAGCUCGGAUUCUGAAAAAAAUGUGAUGAUGCCACCAGAAAUGUAUGUACCAAAUCAAGAACAAUGGUUAGAACUAAGAGCAAUGAAGAAAAAAAUAUUUUUACCAAAAUUAUGUUGCGAAUGAAUAUAAGUACGGAAAGCUCACUACUGUAUCUCCAUAAU